AUGCCUACCUCCUCCCCUGUCUUUCGGCACUCAUCCCCGGCUUAUGGAUCCGGGCUCCGGAAGUCACGAUUUACUCACAGGCAGCUUGCAUUGUUAGCUUCAUACUCAACGACCUCGCCUCUGCGGGUGAUCGCUCAUAUCGAUCUCGAUGCGUUCUACGCGCAAUGCGAAAUGGUCCGGCUCGGUACACUGGAAGACCAGCCCUUGGCAGUACAGCAAUGGCAAGGCCUCAUUGCUAUCAACUAUCCGGCACGCAAGUUUGGUAUUGGACGGCAUUGUACGUUGACGGAAGCGCGUAAGAUGUGUCCUCAGCUUAUCGCACAGCACGUUGCGACCUGGAAGGAAGGCGACGAGACGUGGGCAUAUCAUGAGGACGCUGCAGCUCAAAUAGGGACGCACAAAGUCUCCUUGGAUCCUUACAGGCUACAAUCAAGGAGGAUCUUAGCUCUUAUCAAAGAGUUUUUUCCGGCGGAUAAGCAAAAAGUCGAGAAAGCCAGUAUCGAUGAAGUUUUUAUCGACUUGUCUGCUUAUAUACAUUCCAUCCUUCUAGAGAGGUUUCCGGAAUUAAAAAACCCUCCGCCUUAUGAUGACCCUUCCGAAAAGUUAGCACUGCCACCAGUCACAGCUCUCGACUGGCAGGCUGAUGCGUUGGUUGAUCUCGAUGAUGUCGACGCAGAGGCGGAUGACCCUGACUGGGACGAUGUGGCUCUGUUGAUCGGGUCGGAGGUAGUUCGAGAUAUACGAGCUGAGAUCCGCAAUAAAAUCGGCUACACCUGCUCUGCAGGAAUAGCAAGUAAUAAAAUGCUCAGUAAGUUGGGCUCGGGUCAUAAGAAGCCCAACCAACAAACAGUCAUUCGUAACCGAGCGGUACGGCACUUUUUGUCUGACAUGAAGUUCACCAAGAUACGCAACUUGGGUGGAAAGCUUGGCGAGCAGGUUGUAUCCACAUUCGACACAGAGUCUAUCAAGGAGCUCCUGGGAGUUCCAAUAGAACAACUGAAAUCUAAGCUCGGGGAUGACACGGGUACAUGGUUGUACAACACAAUACGCGGCAUCGACACUAGCGAGAUUAAUUCCCGCACACAAAUCAAGUCUAUGCUCUCGGCAAAGUCGUUCCGUCCGAGCAUCAACAAUAUUGAUCAGGCCAGCAAAUGGUUGAGGAUUUUUGCCGCCGACAUAUUCUCGCGCUUGGUUGAGGAAGGUGUAUUGGAAAAUAAACGGCGGCCCAAGACUAUCCACCUACAACACCGACACGGAGGCCAGAUGCGGUCCAAAUCAAGUGCCAUUCCUCAGGGCAAGAAACUUGAUGAAACCGCUUUAUUCAAUCUUGCCAAGCACUUGAUGAACCAAAUCGUACUAGAAGGGAGAGUAUGGCCUUGUGCUAAUCUUAGUUUAAGUGUCGGAGGCUUUGAGGAUGGUGUCACGGGCAAUAUGGGUAUUGGUGCGUUCUUAGUAAAAGGCGACGAAGCCAAAGUACUCAAAGCCGGCUCCAGGGAGUCAACCACAGAACUAUCAGAAAGAUCGCAAAAGCGGACGCGGCUCGAGUCACCAACUAUUCAAAGUUUCUUCAGGAGGGACUCAUCCUCUGGAGACGUCGAAUCGCCAGAGGACAGCGAUCGCGUUCCUGAAACCCGUCCAUUAUCAGACGACCAAUCCCAGAACCAGAUACCACUGACAGACCACAUGUGCACGCGAUGCAAGGCGAAUUUUGGGAAUGCAGACGACUUACGGAGUCACCAUGAUUGGCAUUACGCGAUGGACCUUCAAGCCCAAGACGAACGUGGCAGUUCCGGAUUUGCCAGUCAAGCAUCAGGACUACGAAGCCAGAAGCAAAAGAACGCCUCUGCAUCGACUUCGAAGAAGCCUCCGCGCAAGAGCAAUAAUAAGCUUGAGCAGGGGCAGAGUAGGCUGAACUUUGGAUAA
Molecule: messenger RNA, 1923 nt
Organism: Truncatella angustata
Lineage: Eukaryota; Fungi; Ascomycota; Sordariomycetes; Amphisphaeriales; Sporocadaceae
Product: impB/mucB/samB family protein
Exons: 3
Coding region: 1-1923 (640 amino acids)
Biological process (GO): error-prone translesion synthesis; response to radiation
Cellular component (GO): site of double-strand break; replication fork; nucleus
Molecular function (GO): damaged DNA binding; DNA-directed DNA polymerase activity
Source: RefSeq, a predicted model, not a curated record